Messenger RNA from Clupea harengus (Atlantic herring), 4644 nucleotides. It is a transcript of the gene vps53, whose product is annotated as VPS53 subunit of GARP complex. The record is from RefSeq and is a predicted model, not a curated record. Gene Ontology annotation, cellular component: GARP complex. NCBI's taxonomy places the organism in Eukaryota, Metazoa, Chordata, Actinopteri, Clupeiformes, Clupeidae. Gene Ontology annotation, biological process: retrograde transport, endosome to Golgi.
CCUUUGGCUCGAGUUGUGUCACGAUCUUCCAGCAUCCCAUAAGCCCUCCCGUUCAGGAAGUGCUACGACGUUGUCAGUGACGCUGGAUGCCAUUAGCUAAGUACUGUAGUAUCUUUGAUGCUGCUACAGUUUAGCUUUGAGCCCUGUUAUUAUGUCAGUUAUGGAAGAAGACGAGCUGGAAUUUGCCGAGGAUUUGGAGGCAAUUUUACACCUCUCACCAGAAGUGCAACUGGCCAUUGAACAGGUUUUUCCGAGCCAAGAUCCACUGGACAGACCGGACUUCAAUGCUGUGGAAUACAUCAAUACGUUAUUCCCCACAGAGCAGUCAUUGGCUAACAUAGAUGAUGUCGUGAACAAGAUCCGCCUGAAAAUCAGGCGACUGGAUGAUAACAUCAGGACCGUGGUGAGAGGACAGACAAACGUGGGCCAGGAUGGUCGGCAGGCACUGGAGGAGGCGCAGACAGCCAUCCAGCAGCUUUUUGGCAAAAUCAAGGACAUCAAGGACAAGGCGGAGAAGUCGGAGCAAAUGGUCAAGGAGAUCACCCGCGACAUCAAACAGCUGGACCAUGCCAAGCGCCACCUGACCACCUCCAUCACCACGCUCAACCACCUGCACAUGCUGGCCGGAGGGGUGGACUCACUCGAGGCCAUGACGCGCAAGAGGCAGUAUGGAGAGGUGGCUAAUCUACUACAGGGUGUAGUAAACGUGCUGGAGCACUUCCAGAAGUACAUGGGCAUCCCUCAGAUCCGCCAGCUCUCGGAGAGAGUCAAAGCUGCACAGAGCGAGCUCGGCACGCAGAUCCUGGCCGACUUCGAGGAGGCCUUUCCUUCACAGGGCUCCAAGAGACCUGGAGGCCCCAGCAUGGUCCUCAAAGACGCCUGUCUGGUGGCCAGCGUUCUGGAUCACCGCAUCAAGCAGGAGAUCAUAAAGAAGUUUAUCCGGCAGCACCUCUCCGAGUACCUCGUGCUCUUUCAGGAGAACCAGGAUGUGGCGUGGUUAGACAAAAUUGACCGGCGCUACGCCUGGAUCAAGCGGCAGCUGGUGGACUAUGAGGAGAAGUACGGCCGCAUGUUUCCAGAGGAGUGGUGCAUGACGGAGCGCAUCGCUGUGGAGUUCUGCCACAUCACCAGGAUCGAGCUGGCCAAGCUGAUGCGAGCUCGGGCCAGGGAGAUUGAGGUCAAACUGCUGCUCUUCGCCAUCCAGAGGACCACGAACUUCGAGGGACUGCUGGCCAAGAGGUUCUCGGGCUGCACCUUGAGCGACGUUCCCGGGAAGAGGCCUGAACCCCCCCUGGCUCCCACCAACCCUUUCCUGGAGGACGAGACAGGGGAGGACACGGCGUCAGAGAAGGAUGAGGAUUUGGACAAGCCUAAGAAACCCAAGGCCCCAGAUAACCCGUUCCACGGCAUCGUCUCCAAGUGUUUCGAGCCCCAUCUUUACGUCUACAUUGAAUCGCAGGACAAGAACCUCGGGGAGCUGAUUGACCGCUUCGUGGCGGACUUCAGGGCCCAGGGACCGCCCAAGUCGGCCACAGAGGACGGGGGCGCGGUGCUGCCCAGCUGCGCCGACCUCUUUGUCUACUACAAGAAGUGCAUGGUGCAGUGCUCGCAGCUCAGCACGGGCGAGCCCAUGAUCGCCCUCAGCACCAUCUUUCAAAAGUACCUGCGCGAGUACGCCUGGAAGAUCCUCUCAGGGAACCUUCCCAAGACCAGCAGCGGUAACAGCGGGGGUCUGACCAUCAGCAGCCUGCUGAAGGAGAAGGAGGGCUCUGAGGUGGCCAAGUUCACCGUCGAGGAGCUCUGCCUCAUCUGCAGCAUCCUCAGCACAGCCGAGUACUGCCUAGCUACCACCCAACAGCUGGAGGAGAAGCUGAAGGAGAAGGUGGACAUGACCCUGAUGGAGAGGAUCAACCUGUCUGGCGAGAUGGACACCUUCAGCACGGUGAUCUCCAACAGCAUCCAGCUCUUGGUCCAGGAUCUGGAUGCGGCCUGCGACCCUGCUCUGACAGCCAUGAGUAAAAUGCCUUGGCAGAGCGUGGAGCACGUAGGAGACCAGAGCCCCUACGUGACCUCCGUCAUCAUGCACAUCAAACAGAACGUCCCCAUCAUUAGGGACAACCUGGCCGCCACCCGCAAAUACUUUACGCAGUUCUGCAUUAAAUUUACCAACUCUUUCAUCCCCAAGUUCAUUAACCACCUCUUCAGAUGUAAACCUAUCAGCAUGGUGGGAGCAGAACAGCUCCUGCUGGACACGCACUCCCUGAAAACAGUUCUGCUGGACUUGCCUUCCAUCGGGUCACAGGUGGUCCGGAAGGCUCCGGCGAGCUACACCAAGAUUGUCGUCAAGGGGAUGACCCGAGCAGAAAUGAUUCUGAAGGUCAUCAUGGCUCCUCACGAGCCGCCCGUGGUCUUCGUCGAUAACUACAUCAAGCUCCUUGCUGACGGGAACCCGGAGACUUUCCAGAAGAUUCUUGACAUGAAGGGCCUGAAGCGCAGUGAGCAGAGCAGCAUGAUUGAGCUCUUCAGACAGAGGUUACCCACCCCCCCCUCGGGCAGCGAGGGCACGCCCUCCCUCUCUUUCAGUGCGCCCACCCCGGAGCAGGAGUCCUCCCGCAUCCGCAAGCUGGAGAAGCUUAUCAAAAAGAGACUGUGAAUCGAUAAGCUGGACGCCACCACCCUGCAACCUCCAUCGUCACCCUGCACACCCCUUUCAGUCCCCCUUGCCUUUGCACCCUGCGCAUCCCCUGAAGCCUGGCCCAGUGUGCCCUCUGGCUGCACGGCCUCCCCUAUUACUGUUGCUCUGGUCUCCUCCUGAGAACCCACAGCGCUGUUAUAACUUCAGCCUUCCUGUGCUCUCCUUGAGCCAAAUGCAUUUGAACUAAUCAAGGGCUUCAUAAUCAUGUUAUCAGCUCAAUCAGAUGUGUUUGUGCAGGCAGAGAUGUGAACGGUUCUAUGCUGUGGAUUCCCUAGGAGCAGGACUCUAAAACAUUGCCAUAUCACCACCAGCCCUGAUGGCAUCUACUGCAGCUUGCAACAGAGUCAAGGAAGCUUCAAUGUCAUGGACUCCAUGCAGAUGUAAUCACACUAUAACUGUACUUGAGCUAAUCACAUGCACAUUUGUCUAUAUUUUGUGUGGGUGGGGGAGGGGGUGUCUUUACUUCUAGCUUUACUGCUGGCUUUAGAGCGGAGGCCGUUGCUGGCAAAGUCAUGAUUGUGUACCUUUCCUUCCUUGCCUUCAAAUGAGUUUCGUGAUUUUUCUGGUCUUAGGAAAUGUCCUGAGUGGCAACACGCAACUUUAUAGUUAACCUCUGCUUCUUCCUCUGUUCUCUCUAACAACACUAACAAUAACCUCGCCAUGCAGUCAAUGUAUGCCAUUCAUCGCCCCAAUUCCUGAGGAAUAUGUUUGCACUUAAAACAGAAUCGACAGCCAUUAACUGGAAUCGACCAGAAAAGAAGCCUGCUGCUACUUGGCUCCAGUCCUUCCGGCCAGGGAGCCUCUCAUCAAAAUGAUUUAGUGGCAGCACUUUUAAAUGCGUCGCGUCCCCAUCCUCGCUUCCCCCAAAUGGCCCUCCCGGUUCUCCCUGCUGUGGAACUUAUAAUCAGCAAUGUUGGAGAUGUUCUAUUUGGCACUCUCUAACCUUGUCACCAUGGCCCAAAGUGAACUCCCCCGUUCGCCAUGUUUUCACGGUCGAGGCUCCAGGCCCUCUGUGGCCGAGGAACUUGGGAUUGCCUGUGUCCCAAUUAGAGACAAACCAGCCACACUUUGGCUUCUCUGAAAAAGAAAAAAAGAAAUCCCCAGGUUGGUUUCAAAAUUGAAACCAGUGUCAGUCUGUUUUUUUUCUACCACUGGUCUCUGAAUCUGUGCCAGAGCUGUAAGACUGGUUUAACGCUCUCAUUUAUUUAACUCUCAUUUCCCUACAUAAUCCAGUCUGUGGAGACCCCCAUCUCUUUUUAUGUGAGAAGCUAAAAAGAGCCAGGCUAGAAUGGCCAGUAUGUGAGAGCCAGACAGAGAGAAAGAGGGAGAGGGAGAGAGAGAGAGAGAGAGAUAGAGAGGGCGAGAAGGAAACAGCAUUAGAGUUGCCAGUGACAUUUACCUCUCCGUGAAACAGCAAAUACAGUAGCUCUGUCCAUCACUCAUGUGGAUAGUUAUGUCAUAUUGUCAUGUUGAGCAUUUCGUUUAUGUGACUGCAUGACUCAGUCUCUGGGUAAGCCCUGUAUGGAAACUGGAGAGAGCUUGGACACUGUGAUGGCUCUGUGCAAACAGCUGAGCCCUCACAGUUUUUCUUGUCUGCAUUUCUUUUAAAGCAGUUGUCAGAAAUUUGUGGUAACCUUAUAGUACCUUCUUUUUUUUAAAUGCUAUUCACAUAUUUCUGCAAUGAGGAUGAAGGCAAACACUUGCUAUGUAUAGUUGAGAUUAUAUGUGAGAUUUCAAGCAUUGUGUGACUGGGAUUUUGAAACUACUUGAUUUGCACUGCUCUCUUUUUUUUUUGUGCUUAACCAUAACAAUAUUAAAAUGUUGUGUUAGUGCUGUUGCUGUACACAUUCCUGCCUUGUUUCAAUAUUACUACAUUACUUUAUACUGCGGAAAUGCAAGUGUAAGGACAAUGAUGAAAUGGCAUAAUAAAAUGUCCUAGUCAAACUUCA